GCAGGACCUUUGCUCCCAUUUCUUGUUAUUUCUUUCUCUCUACUGAUCUUCAGAAGAAGUUAUUUUUGAUCUGUUUCUCUCUCAAUCUUUAUUUCGAGGUUGUUUUUCUCUUGGAGGCAUAAAAAAAUUGACAGUACAUAUCAGUUGACGGAGCUAAAAGAUAGGAGUUUUGAACUUUGAACGAAGCCCCCAAAUUCAAUAAAAGUACUCAUCAGUGAAAAGCUUCAAAAUGGAAGACACAGUACCAAAAGUAGCGUAGAAUCUGAAAUGGGUCAUUGAUCUUGUUGAGGCUAUUGAGGAAUUAGGGCAUAUGGGGGCUCCAGUUUUGUAGUUUCAAUUUGCAUAGCUUAUUUUUCGGGUUCAACCCGUAAUCAAGUUAUCUCUUCUUUGUUGGGGAGAAAUGGAUAUGGGUGGGAAGGAUAAUUUUGAGCAAGACAAACGGAAUGAAGAUCAUCUUAUGAGCUACCAUUCGGCCAAUGCGGCCUCGGACUGGCGAUUUGGUGUGUCCAAUCUCUCAAUUCCCACUAGCAAUCCCAUGGAAGUUUGUAAAGGAGGUAUAAUGGUGUCUCCUUCCUGUUCCUCUGCCCCUAUUAUGGAAGCAUUCUGCCCAAUAGUUUGGGACCACCCCACAAAUGCCCAAAACUUGGGUUUCUGUGACAUUAAUUUGCAGAAUAGUGCUAGCACUUCAAACACGCUGGGACUUAGGAAAGGUCCUCUGGGUCCUUUGAGUAUUGAGAAAACAAUUGAUAUGGUUUGGACACCACCAAAUUCAAUAGUGAAAGGGGGUAUUUGUUUACCAUCUGCUCCUGGAAUGCUUCCUCAGAGCUUAUCUCAGUUUCCUGCAAAUUCUGGUUUCAUUGAGCGGGCAGCGAGGUUCUCGUGCUUCAGUGGGGGGAAUUUUAGUGAGAUGAUGAACCCUUUUGGUAUUUCUGAAUCUAUGAACCCUUAUACUAGUGGUGCAGCAACAAUGCAGCGACGACAACAAGAGAUGUUUGUAGGAAAUGGGUUGAAAUCUGUAUCUGGUGGGCAAUCCCAGAAAAAUGAGGUGAACAUGAUCGCUGAAGCUUCCAAAGCUGUUUCCUUUUCUGUUGAGCAAGGUGCUAUUGAAGGGAGCCCACUCAAGAAUGAGAGAAAGAGCGAGAACUUUGUGCGAUCUCAAGAUGAAGCUAAACAAGAUGUUGGUGUGUCUGGUAAGGAGUCUGAUGAUCAAGCCGAAGUUAGUGGUGGUGGUGGUGGUCAAGAGGACCCAUCUAGGGAACCUUCAGCCAAAGGACUUGGGUUAAAGAAAAGAAAAAGAAGUAGUCAAGAUAAUGAACUUGAUGAAGUCAAGGAAGCCUCGCAACCACCUGGUGAAACUACAAAGGAUAGCAUUGAAAUUCAACAGAAGGGUAAUCAAACCCGAACUUCAAUGACCAUCAAGCCUAGUGGAAAACAUGGUAAACAUGGGUCUCAAGCUUCGGAUUCACCAAAAGAAGAGUACAUACAUGUUAGAGCACGGAGAGGCCAGGCAACAAACAGUCACAGUCUUGCAGAAAGAGUUAGAAGGGAAAAGAUUAGUGAAAGGAUGAAGGUUCUUCAGGACAUUGUACCUGGUUGCAGCAUGGUAACGGGCAAGGCAGUUAUGCUUGAUGAAAUUAUUAACUAUGUGCAAUCACUACAACAGCAGGUCGAGUUUCUGUCAAUGAAGCUUGCAACAGUUAAUCCAUGCCUGGACUUUAACCUUGAAGGGAUCCUCACAAAAGAUAUGCUUCAGUCACGAGCUGGUCCUUCAUCAACACUAGGUUAUUCACUAGAUUUAACUAUGCCCUUUCCUUCACUGCAUCCACCUCAACCAGGAUUGAUCCAAGCAGGCCUCCCUGGUAUGCCAAACACAUCAGGUGCACUUCAGAGAUCCAUUAAUACUCAUUUGACAGCCAUUAGUGGAGGAUGUAAGGAGCCUACCCAGGUAGCGAAUAUGUGGGGGGAGGAUGAGCUUCACAAUGUUGUCCAGAUGGGCUUCAAUUCCAGUGCUCCCCUCGACAGCCAAGAUUUAAAUGGAUCUUUGCCAUUAGACCAUAUGAAAGUUGAACUUUAAGUUAUCUUCAGUUCUUGAUGCCCGGGCUAUAUAUGUUGCUUUUGAGACAUCAGGGAUAAUCACCAUUUUCCUACUUCAAAAUGUGCAUGUUAUUGACAUAUCACUGGGUUUUUGCUGGAGCUCCGGUGGGUGAUCUGUUACACAGCCAAUUCUCAGAUAUCUGAUGCUGUGCCAGCCCCCCUUGUUUAUCAAAAUAGAAGUUCAUCAAAAGAGAAUUGCACUGUGGUUGAGAGAAUUUGUGGAUCAAAAAGGUGUAGUAGAUUACUGAACAAUACCAUUGGCUGGUAUGUGUUGCAGAGGAAUCUCAACUGUAGUAGUUGGGUUUGAUCUUGUACGCAUUUUGCUGGGUUGGGUUUCAAACGAGAUUGGAGUUGAAACCAUAAAGAUGUACUUGUUGAAUUUGUGAAGUGAGAAGUUAGAAAGUUAUAUAUGUUAAAUAUAUAUAUUGAUCAAUGAAGAUGAAAUGUCAUUCCUGUUCUGAAAUUCCUUUCUAGGAGUAUUAUGACUUAAUUAUUAUUUUGGGUACUA
Molecule: messenger RNA, 2602 nt
Organism: Camellia sinensis
Lineage: Eukaryota; Viridiplantae; Streptophyta; Magnoliopsida; Ericales; Theaceae
Product: transcription factor bHLH49
Biological process (GO): regulation of DNA-templated transcription
Cellular component (GO): nucleus
Molecular function (GO): protein dimerization activity; DNA-binding transcription factor activity
Source: RefSeq, a predicted model, not a curated record